GAUAAAAUCAUCACACUUCAGUGAACACUUUGUAUUGAGGUUUUCGAAUCAGUUUUCUGAGUUCAAAAUGUCAGGGCGUGGAAAGGGCGGCAAGGGUUUGGGAAAGGGAGGUGCCAAGAGGCACAGGAAAGUUCUCCGUGAUAACAUCCAGGGCAUUACUAAGCCCGCCAUUAGGCGUUUGGCCAGGAGAGGAGGUGUCAAGCGUAUCAGUGGCUUGAUUUAUGAAGAAACCAGGGGUGUUCUCAAGAUCUUCUUGGAGAAUGUCAUAAGGGAUGCUGUCACCUACACUGAACAUGCUCGCCGCAAGACUGUGACGGCCAUGGAUGUGGUCUAUGCCCUUAAGAGGCAGGGCAGGACUCUCUACGGUUUUGGCGGUUAAAUUUCUGGUUGUGGGAGGAUCUUCUGUGUUCGGCAGCUCCUUUCUUGUUUUUGGUGUUUCUAAACACCACCACUAUUGUGGAAAUUUUUGUGAAACUCUUUAGAUGUUGGGUAAUCAAAUGAGAAAGUACAGCUGGUUGGGGCCUUUUUAUUUUGGAAUGGUUGUUCUUACUUUUUAGAGUAUUUAGGGUUUUCAGUUUAGUAAACGUUAUGGAAUCGAGCCGAAUGGAUGGAUUGCAGCGGUUGCUACUCCAUGGAUCCCAUGUGAAGCUAAUGUAGUCUUUAGUUGACUUAAUUUGUUAGGAGGGGUCUUUUUUGAGGAAGAUGCUGUGUUGUAGCAGGUGCCUUGAAUUAAAGAAAACACAGUGGACAUAUUUCCAACGGUA
This is a messenger RNA of Cryptomeria japonica (Japanese cedar), 764 nucleotides long. Its product is annotated as histone H4. Gene Ontology annotation, biological process: nucleosome assembly. Lineage: Eukaryota; Viridiplantae; Streptophyta; Pinopsida; Cupressales; Cupressaceae. The record is from RefSeq and is a predicted model, not a curated record. Gene Ontology annotation, cellular component: nucleosome. Gene Ontology annotation, molecular function: structural constituent of chromatin; protein heterodimerization activity; DNA binding. The transcript has a single exon. Bases 68 to 379 code for a protein of 103 amino acids.